AUGAGUUACCCGGUGGAAACGAUAGGGAGUCCCUUCAGGAGAGUUAUGGAUUCUAGGACGACCAACUACGGCUACAGCCGCUCCGUCGGCACCCCCUCCAGCGGCUUUCGCUCCCAGUCUUGGUCCCGGGCAAGCCCUGGCUCCACCAUGACCACAUCUUACAAGAGGAGCGUGAAUGUGCCUGCAACCCGAGCAUACAGCUCUACGGUGCUCAGCUCCGCCGACAGCGUUGAUUAUAGUCAAAACUCCAUCCUGAACGGAGACUACAAGCGAUCUAAUGAGAAAGAGCAACUUCAAGGGCUCAAUGACCGGUUUGUUGUUUACAUUGACAAGGUGCACUACCUGGAGCAGCAAAACAAGCAGAUCGAGGCGGAGAUCCAGGCACUGCGGCAGAAGCAGGUGUCUCGUUCCCAGCUGGGCGACCUCUAUGACCAGGAGCUGCAGGAGCUGCGCUCUAUGCUGGAGCAAAUCCACCAUGAAAAGACGCAAAUUCAGCUCGACACCGACCACAUCGAUGAGGACAUCCAGCGGCUGAGGGACCGCUUUGACGAAGAAGCCCGCAUCCGAGAGGAGACAGAGGCCAUAAUCCGUGUCCUGAAGAAGAACUCAGGCGACUCGGAGUUGGUGAAGUCUGAGUUGGAGAAGAAAGUUCAGUCACUGCAGGAUGAGAUUGCCUUCAUCCGCAACAACCACGAGGAAGAGGUGAGCGACCUCAUCGCCCAGAUUCAAGCGUCUCAGGUAACCGUCGAGAGGAAAGACCUCCAGAAGACAGACAUCACCGAGGCACUCCGGGAGAUCCGCUGCGAGUUGGAGGGCCAUUCCAACCAAAACCUGCAGCAGGUGGAGAGCUGGUUCAUGUGCCGCUACGCCAAGCUCACAGAGGCCGCAGAGCAGAACAAAGACGCCAUAAAGUCCGCCCGUGAUGAGAUAUCCGACUACCGUCGCCAGCUGCAGUCCAAGACGGUGGAGUUGGAGUCCGUCCGCGGGACAAGAGAUUCACUGGAGAGGCAGCUCAAUGACAUCGAGGAUCGCCACAACAGCGACCUGUCCAGCCUGCAGGAGACGAUUCACCAGCUGGAUAAUGAGCUCAAGAGCACCAAGUGGGAAAUGGCACGUCACCUGCGCGAGUACCAGGACCUGCUCAAUGUCAAGAUGGCCUUGGACAUCGAGAUUGCUGCAUACAGGAAACUCCUAGAGGGUGAAGAGACCCACUUCAGCACUUACCCUUAUCGCCAGCCAGUCCCCUCCUCCAAAAUGUCUAAGCCUAAAUCAGAAGGUACCAAGUUGAAGGUGCAACACAAGUUUGUGGAAGAGAUCAUCGAGGAGACAAGGGUGGAGGAUGAGAAGACCGACAUUGAUGAGGCCCUGGCAGAAAUAGCACAAGAGCUAUCUGCCAAACUUGAACAGGGAGGAGAGGAAGAUGAGGGAGAAGAGGGAGGAGAGGGAGAGGAAGCAGCAGAAGGCGAGGGAGAUGAGGGAGAAGGCGAGGGUGAGGCUGAAGAGGAGGAGGAAGAGGUGGAGGAGGAGGUUGUAGUCGCCGCUGAUGCCAAAGUUAGCGCUAGCGCACCCACUGAGGAGGAGGAAGAAGGAGAGGGAGAGGCAGGUGAGGAGGGAGAAAAGGAAGAAGAAGAAGGUGAGGGAGAGGAUGAGGGAGAAAAGGGGGAUGAUGCAGAGGGUGGUGAUGAAGGAGAAGGAGAAGAGGGAGGAGAGGAGGAGGAAGUUGAGGAAACUGUAUUGUGCUCCAAGGCUCCAGAAUCUACAGCCUCUCCUGACAAAGAGAAGGCCGGAGACAAAGAGGGCAGCGGAGACGAGGAAGCUGCUGCUGAAGAGGAGGGUGGUGAUCAGGAUGACGAUGCAGGAAGUGACAAAGCAUCCAAAAGUGGAGAUGAGAAAGAAGACAAAGAGGACGCAGACCAAGGCAAGAAGGAAGAUGAGAAGACUGUAAAAGAUGAGAAGGCUGACGACAAAUCAGAAAAAGCUGUGGCUAAGACAGAGAAGGAAGAGGCUGCCAAGACAGAGGCAUCAAAACCUGAAUCUCCCAAGCCUUUAUCUCCCAAAUCUGAAACACCUAAACCUGAGUCUCCUAAAUCUGAAUCUCCCAAGGCCACAUCUCCCAAGUCUGAGUCCCCCAAGGUAGGCUCACCAAAGGCUGGAUCCCCAAAACCUAGCUCCCCAAAAGCCGAGUCCCCUAAGUCAGAAUCCCCAAAACCCCAAUCUCCAAGAGCUGAAUCCCCAAAGACUGAGACUGCCAAGCCUGAGACCGCCAAGCCUGAGGCUCCUAAAGCUGCUGAGGAGAAAACAGAGAAAAAGAGCGAGCCAACAGAAGACAAGAAGGUCGAGAAGGUCGAUGCUGCCAUGAAUGGCGACAUAGACAAGAGCAGCCCAGAGGAGAAAGGCAAGGAUGAGGAGAAAGACGUGAUCGCCAACGGUGUAGAUGAGAGCCCCGUUAAGGAAGAUGGCAGCCAGAAAGUGGUGAUCACCAAAACCGUGGAGACAAUCACCACCGGAGAAGAUGGAUCCCAGCAUGUCACCAAGUCUGUCACUGUGACCGAGACAGUGCAGGAGGUAGAGGAGACGGUGCAGGAGAAGAUGGUCUCCACCAAGAAGUUGGAGAAGCACUCCACCCAGUCCGUCAAGGAGGUGACAGAGGGUGACUGAGCAGGAUCUAGGAGAAAGGAGAGGACUAGAGAAGAGGAUAUGAAGACAAGCAAUCAACCCAGAACUAAAAUAACAAAGAUAUCAUACAGCUAGAGCGAUGUAAAAAAAAAAAAAAG
Molecule: messenger RNA, 2774 nt
Organism: Scomber japonicus (chub mackerel)
Lineage: Eukaryota; Metazoa; Chordata; Actinopteri; Scombriformes; Scombridae
Gene: nefma
Product: neurofilament medium chain a
Exons: 6
Coding region: 1-2658 (885 amino acids)
Biological process (GO): neurofilament bundle assembly
Cellular component (GO): cytoplasm; intermediate filament; axon
Molecular function (GO): structural constituent of cytoskeleton
Source: RefSeq, a predicted model, not a curated record